UACAGUGGCAGAGCGGCAAGCAAUCAUGGCUGCCCCACUAGUCCGCUACCUCCGACGUCUCACCGGGCAGCCCGCAGUGGACGGGCGCGACCCCGCGAUCGGUGCCCACCGCCAGCAGCUGCUCAUCGACUCCGGCCGCGUCAUCAUGCUGCUCGGCGCCAUCGUCCUCACGCACCAGCUGGGCACAGGCGCGGCCGCGUCCGGCAACACGGAGCACGUGCUCCUCGCCUUCGUCCUCUGGCUGCUCGGCGCGGCGCUUGCGAUGCUGUCGCUCGUCGCCCGGCAGUUCCCCAGGCUCGCGGCAGCCGGCGCCAAUCUCGCGAGGGCGCUCCGCAGCUACUUGCUUGGCGGUCUUUGAGCCUCCAUGGCAGUCCACAGCGUCCAAGGAGGCAGAGCACAUGUGGACUCUGUUCGUGUCGUUCUCCAGCUGCAUCCUGCAUACAGCAUGCUAUAUCGUCCAGCAAUUUCUUCCAGUUGUAACGUCAUUAAUGAAUAAUGAAUAAUGAUGAUU
Molecule: messenger RNA, 511 nt
Organism: Phragmites australis (common reed)
Lineage: Eukaryota; Viridiplantae; Streptophyta; Magnoliopsida; Poales; Poaceae
Exons: 1
Coding region: 26-358 (110 amino acids)
Source: RefSeq, a predicted model, not a curated record